Pelobates cultripes (western spadefoot toad) is the source of this 312-nucleotide messenger RNA. The record is from the annotation of a GenBank genome assembly. NCBI's taxonomy places the organism in Eukaryota, Metazoa, Chordata, Amphibia, Anura, Pelobatidae.
AUGGGUCAAGGAUGCAAUGGUCAAGCAUUGGAAAGAGAUAGAGAGAGUCCAAACUGGUGGCACCCUGAAAGCGUUGACAUGGAUGUCCCCAACUACAGGACAACAUAUUUCACAACAUCAACCACUGGUGAAGGCAACCUUGGAUGUAUGGCAAAGGGUGGCCACACAGAUGGGCCUCACCUCCUUUCCAUCCCCUCUCUACCCACUCACAAACAACCCAGACUUCACCCCGGGCAUGGACCCACGGGCAUUCGCUUGCCUGAUUCAAGUGAGCUACAUGAGGACGGACAACACAAUCAAACUCCUCAGUGA